UUAAAGACAAAUAUUUGGAGCGGGGUGGGGGUAAGAGAAGAGAAGAAGGGGACCAGUGAGAAAGUUUAAGGGGCGGAUGGGUCUCAUAGAUGUCAAGUGCCUCAUCUUCAUCACAGGUUUCCUAUUAUCUGGAACCUUAUCCAAAGAACAAGAAGAUUCCAAAAGCACUUUGACUAAUUCUGCCAGAACAUUGACAGGAUUAACAAAUACAGCAGCUGGUAUAUUUAGGGAGGGAAAUUCUAGGUUGCCCACAAGCAAACUCGCCCACGAAACAGAGAUGGAACCCCUCCACUCCAAGCCUAAAAUGGAUGCCACCACUCCUAUAACAGGAGUACCUGCAUUCGAUCCAUCAAAUCCAGCAGCAGCAGGAACCAUGCCAACAUUCAAUCCAAUUCCCACAGCCAAUCCUUACACAGCACCAGGAAUGGGGACACCAAUGUUAUCAACAGGUCAGAGCUGGUGCAUUGCGAGCCAGACAGCUUCACAGACAGCACUGCAAGUGGCUCUGGAUUAUGCAUGUGGUUAUGGCGGAGCGGAUUGUUCAGAGAUUCAGCCUGGCGCAAAUUGCUAUAACCCAGAUACAGUUAGAGACCAUGCAUCCUAUGCCUUCAACAGCUACUACCAGAAGAACCCUAUACAAACAAGUUGCGACUUUGGGGGAACUGCUAUAAUUACAAAUGUGAAUCCGAGUACUUCAACCUGUCAAUAUCCUUCAUCAAGCAUGAGUUCAUCAGCCCUCAACACAACCAUCCCAACAGGAUCAUCAAUUUAUGGAUCAGUUCCUCCUGAUUCCACAAGCAGAGAGCAGAAUUUAAGAACCAUACCUCUUCUCCUCACCUUGGCGUGCUUCAUAAUAUCAAUGGCUGGUUAAUGAAUGUAAAUGAGUGCAAUAAAACAACCAAAGCCAUCAAUACUCAUUGUUUACUGAUGCAACUAUUAGUACUUGUCAUGACAUAGGUCAACGGUAGAUUAAAGGAGAUGCAUGCCAUCCUUAAUGCAUACCAGAGGAUGUUCAAGCUCUAUCACCAAGGCACAUAUACUGUAAGCUAGAAGUUAGAAGAUUAAACUCUUUUUGUUUCUUUUUUUUUUGUGGACACUGUCCUCUAAUUUAAUGUACUAAUAAAUCCAGUUUAAUCUCCAUUUUUCUAUGGGGCAAUGGGAAUGAGGGAUUCUGUUGAUAUGUCAAUAAAAAUAUACAAGCAAAUACACACAAAAUCAUAUCUAGACUUCGUUUAGAAUUAUAGAGCAUUAUCUGCCAUAAAGAGUGAGGUGAAUCGUGGUAUGAUGUAAUAUCAAUAAUGCACAAACUUGCUUAGCAACAUCAAUGUGGUUGUUGAGGCAGCCAUACAGCCUGAAAAGCAUAGCAGGGAAAUGGAAAGUAGAAAACUUGACCAGGUUAAUCAUAUGUAUUCAAAAAACAGCAAACAGUUAUGCCAGUU
Molecule: messenger RNA, 1439 nt
Organism: Phalaenopsis equestris
Lineage: Eukaryota; Viridiplantae; Streptophyta; Magnoliopsida; Asparagales; Orchidaceae
Product: glucan endo-1,3-beta-glucosidase 1-like
Exons: 4
Coding region: 77-871 (264 amino acids)
Source: RefSeq, a predicted model, not a curated record